UUAAGGUGUUAGAAAGAGUCAAAUAUCAUACAAUACCAUUACAUAGCCAUGAACGGUGGAGAUGGUGCUUCUAGCUAUGCACGCAACUCUUCCUAUCAGAGGGGGGCGAUAGAAGCUGCUGAAGCACUCCUCAGAAAGGAGAUCAACACACGGCUCAACAUCACAGACCAUUCCUUCUCGUCUUUUACAAUAGCUGACUUUGGAUGCUCCUCCGGGCCCAACACCAUUCUUGCUGUAGACAUCAUCAUUCAAGCCCUCUACCACAAGUUUAGCUCUUCUCUGCCUAAGACUACUACUCCUCAGUUUCAAGUCUUCUUCAACGACGUCUCCCAUACUGAUUUUAAUGCACUCUUUGCUUUGCUCCCUCCUCAACGCCCCUACUUCGUUGCAGGCGUCCCCGGUUCUUUUUAUGGAAGCUUGUUUCCUAAGGCACAUCUCAACUUGGCCUACUCCUCUUGCGCCCUCUGUUGGCUCUCCGACUUGCCACCGGAGCUAACUGACACAAACUCUCCUGCUUACAACAGCGGCAAGAUUCACUACACGGGAGCAUCAGCAGAGGUUGUACAAGCCUACUCCUGUCAGUACAAAAAGGAUAUUAAAUUGUUUUUGCAUGCCAGGUCACAGGAGCUCGCAGAAAACGGGUUGAUGGCACUGAUUGUGCCCGGUGUACCAGAUGGGUUUCUCGAUUGUCAGGAGGCUUCAACGGGAUCCGAGUUCGAUUUGUUGGGGUCUUGCCUCAUGGACAUGGCCAGAGAGGGAAAAAUAAAGGAGGAGGAGGUAGACAGUUUCAACCUUCCCAUAUAUUACCCAACCCCAAAGGAACUGGAAGACAUCAUCAGAAGCAACGGAGAGUUGAAAAUUGAUAAAAUAGAGACACUGGGGAGCAUGGGCGCGCAAGACACUAUGCCUGACCUCGAGUCAAGGGUUCUGUACCUGAGAGCUGUGCUGGAAGGUCUCGUUCGCACCCACUUUGGGCCCCAAAUCCUUGACGACCUGUUUGAUCGCUACACGAUCAAACUUGCGCAUUCCUCUUUCAUCCUCCAGCCUCAAACCCACAGAUCUAUUAUGAUUUUUGCCCUUCUUAGUCGCUGUUAUGACAUCUGAUAUUAUGCAAUCCUAUAU
Capsella rubella is the source of this 1122-nucleotide messenger RNA. RefSeq names its product probable S-adenosylmethionine-dependent methyltransferase At5g38780. The transcript has 4 exons. Gene Ontology annotation, molecular function: S-adenosylmethionine-dependent methyltransferase activity. The record is from RefSeq and is a predicted model, not a curated record. Gene Ontology annotation, biological process: methylation. Lineage: Eukaryota; Viridiplantae; Streptophyta; Magnoliopsida; Brassicales; Brassicaceae. Bases 49 to 1104 code for a protein of 351 amino acids.